This is a messenger RNA of Zychaea mexicana, 1944 nucleotides long. RefSeq lists its product as uncharacterized. Gene Ontology annotation, molecular function: phospholipid binding; protein binding. The transcript is spliced from 9 exons. Gene Ontology annotation, cellular component: plasma membrane; mitotic actomyosin contractile ring, proximal layer; cytoplasmic side of plasma membrane. The coding region runs from base 1 to 1944 and encodes 647 amino acids. Lineage: Eukaryota; Fungi; Mucoromycota; Mucoromycetes; Mucorales; Lichtheimiaceae. The record is from RefSeq and is a predicted model, not a curated record. Gene Ontology annotation, biological process: cytoskeleton organization.
AUGGCAGUGGAAGAAGCAAGAUUGUUCGCAAACAACUUUUGGGGCAAAGACGAUGCAGGGUACAAUGUACUCAUGCACAAAAUGAACAUGGCGAAAAAAACCUGCGAAGAUCUUAGAGCAUUGUAUAGUGCAAAAGCAUCUUUGCACGAGGAUUUUGGCAAAAAGCUAGCCAAACAGACCAAGAUGGAACUCGGACGCGAAGAAACCGGUACGCUCAAGAUACUAUUCGCGUCGGCGCAAAAGGAAAUGGAAGCAGCAGCUCAAGCCAACAUUGAGCUUGCGCAAAAAAUUCGUAGCGAGUUAGAAUUAUCGAUAGAAAAUUUUAUAUUGGAGCAAAAAGAUCGACGAAAGCUAGUGCAAACAAAUGUUGACAAAGCGCAUAGAAACAAACAGCUUCACGCUGCUCAUGUCGCAAAGGCAAAAGAGAAAUACGAAGCGGAAUGUGCGAAACAAGUCAGUUUGGAAAGCCAGCUGACUUCUACGUCGGUUGGAUACAGGGAAGCAGAUCGACUUCGUCAGAAACUCGAACGAAGUCAGAAUGAGAUUAAAACUUUGGAGAAGGAAUACAAGAAUGCCUGCAGCAAGCUUGCCGAUGCCACCGCCACUUGGAACAGCGAAUGGAAAGUUGCUUGUUAUCGGUUUCAAGAUAUGGAGGAAAAGAGGAUCGAGUUUCUUCAUCAUAGUCUUUGUAUUUACGUCAAUAUCUUGUCCACAGCAUCUGGGCAAGAUCAAGAGUCUUAUGAGCGCUUCUGGAAGGCCCUUGAUCAAUGCAAUCCAAAGGCAGACAUCGAGCAGUUUAUUGAGGAAAGGGGGACCGGAAACAUGAUACCAGAGCCACCCGUCUAUGUCGACUACAACGAUGAUCCAGCAAAGACGUUACCCAGAUACCAAAUAGCUCAAUUUACUGAAAAUGAUAAUAAUUUUACGACUACAACAACAGCAACAGCAAUAUACAAUGUACCCACAUCAUCCACAUUGACUGGAACUAUAAGCAGUGUUGCCGGAGGAGCAAUAACCAAUAUUAUCAAGUCAACAGCCAAACGAUCCACCAGCUUUUGUGAGCCGAAACGACGUUCAUCGACUCGAUUAACAAAGCAGUUACCGCCAGUAGUACACCAACAGCCGCAACAACGAUCAUCGGCAAAGGACGAGCAAAUUGUAACACGAUUAGAUAACCGUCGAGUCAACCUGUACGCCAGCGUAAAUGAAAAAUUAAAAAAACCUGCACCCGCUGCUGCUGAUGGUACUGCUACUGCUACUACUAUACACCAACAUUGUCACGAAGAGGAAGAGGAAGAAUCCAUUGAUCCGCGGGCACAAGUAGUGGUUUCUAUCGGAAACAACAUGUUUUCCGUCGACAAUCAACAUACCGUAACGACAGACACUACUACAACCGCUCCCCGCAGAUCUUCGAUACGCUCCAAGACGAAAAGGCGAUCCACGAGUAGCUUAUAUCAUGAACACCAUGCGGAUAUGGAGGAAGCAUUCAGUGACUCAAUCAAAGAUCUAUUACAAGAAUUAGGUGUACAGCAGCAUCAACAACAACCAUCAUCGACUACAAGGGCAGCAGUGGAUAAGAUGCGGAGGCGACAGAGCCUCAAUAACAGCAGCAAUAAUAUCAGCAAUAAUGGCCAUCAACGCUAUUCAAUGGAGGCUACUACCACUGCCGAGUCCAUCACUGCUAGUGCCGGUAUGACUGCUGCCGCCAAUACUCCAGUGAUAACGACAACAACGAUGAGCGGUAACCGUAUGAUAUGGGCUCGUGCACUCUAUGACUGUUAUAGCGAACGGCCAGAGGAUUUGAGCUUUACUAGAGGACAGUGGCUAGCUAUUGUACGUAAUGAUGAUCUCCAAUGGUGGCUCGCUCAUAAAUGGGAUGAUGCGAGCGGUAGACUUUCUGAAACAUGCGGCUAUGUCGCAAGCAACUUUGUACAGAUCUGUUAA